AUGGCUGAUUGGUCGAAGCUUCCAUAUGACCUUGUUGUAUCAAUUGCGAAUCAAUUGUUUGAUGUUGUGGAUUUUCUUUCGUUUUCUGCUGUUUGUCGUUGUUGGCGACUGGUUUAUCUCAAGAAACAUUGGAUCUCAAGUCAUCAUAUUCCUUGGCUCAUGCUUCGUGAGUUCACUGAAGGUGACGUCUCCGUAAGACAAUUCUUAAGUUUGACCCGAUUUAAGAUCUACAAAUUUCCUCUACCGGAAGCUAAUGGUUGCCGUUGCUGGGGAACCUCUCAUGGGUGGGUUGUGACUCUCAGUCAAAGUUUUGCAAUUCGUCUCGUGAACCCCCUCACUCGAGCUUGCCUCGAUCUUCCUCACCAUUCCAUGUUGAGGAGCCAAGGUCAUAUUGAAGUUGAUUGGUUUGCAGCCAUACAAAAUGCCUUUGUCCUGAAAGUUCGAGAUGAGUUUGUGACAAUGGUUAUAUAUAGCCAUAAUCGCUGUUUGUCUUUUGCUAAAUAUGGAGAUGGCACAUGGACUGUUGUGCCGUUCUCCAUUCCAGUUUACCUCAUAAAUAUUGUGUGUUUUAAAGAUAAAAUUUUGGCACUUACGAUGGUUGGAACACUAAUCCUAGUAGAAAUUGAGGGGCCUGAUUGUCCAAGAGCACGCUGCAUUGCUUCGCCACCGGCAGAUGAGAGGGGUUGGGAGAACAUGUAUUUGGUAGAAUCAUCUGAAAAUCUUCUGCUCGUAUUGCGUUAUAAUCAUCACUGUACGCACCAGUUUAAAGUUUACAAGUUUGAUAUAUUCAAAAGGAAGUGGAUGGCAGCAGUGGACUUGGAGAAUAAUGUAUUAUUGGUUGAUGAUUAUGGUUGUACUUCAGUUUCUGCUUGUGGCUCUAUCAAACCUAAUUGCAUCUACUCUGCACAAGAUAACUUGGGAUUUUCGUUGGUACCUCAGCUAGAUCAGAAAAUAAUUGUGCGCAACAUCAAGGAUAACAGCACUGAUGUUCAUGGAAUCUUUCAUGGACCCAAUGCUUCUACUUCUUAUGACUGUCCAGUGUGGACAACGCUUGCCUUGUGGUAG
Molecule: messenger RNA, 1065 nt
Organism: Fraxinus pennsylvanica
Lineage: Eukaryota; Viridiplantae; Streptophyta; Magnoliopsida; Lamiales; Oleaceae
Source: the annotation of a GenBank genome assembly